Molecule: messenger RNA, 1806 nt
Organism: Colletotrichum karsti
Lineage: Eukaryota; Fungi; Ascomycota; Sordariomycetes; Glomerellales; Glomerellaceae
Exons: 1
Coding region: 1-1806 (601 amino acids)
Biological process (GO): negative regulation of phosphatase activity; negative regulation of transcription by RNA polymerase II
Molecular function (GO): phosphatase inhibitor activity; transcription corepressor activity; chromatin binding
Source: RefSeq, a predicted model, not a curated record
AUGGCAGCAGCAGUUAGAGACAGCUUUCUCGACCUCGAAAAGCAUCGUCUGCAGCUGGAGGAAAGCAUCGCCAAGCUGCAGAAGGCUCUGCAGCACUGGCGACAAUGGGACGCGGAGUAUGAGUCCUUGAAAGAGGAAAUCGAGUCUGCGCCCCAACCCGCCAGCUCGGAGCAUCUCGCGCGCAUCCGCCGGGACUUCGAGGGUGAGGUCGUCGACAAGAAGGAGAUCAAUGAUCUGUUUGGCCGGGUCGAUCUCAAGCCCGCUGACCAGAUCGUCAAUCUCCUGACCCGUCGCAUCGACUAUGUGUCCAAGAACAUCGAGACGCUCGAGAAGCAGCUCGAGUCAGCGGAACAGAAGCACGCCGCCGCAAGCAUCGUCAGCAACCCGGAUGUGCGGGACGAGGACGGUCUACCCAUAACGGAGAUCAUCGAGGAGCUCGACGAGGAGGGCAACGUCGUGGCUAGCAGACUACAGCGCCCCGGCGAUUCCAGUGGGCAGCUGAGGGAGAUUCUUGAGAAGGCUGGCGUCGCCAACAUUCCUGAUGGCAAGCCUGAAGGAACGGUCACGACCGAAGCCAUCGUCGAGGAUGUCACCGACGUGCCUGCCGACGUCCCGCGGCCUGAGACGUCGACAGAGCACAGCACGCCGUCGGCAGAGGAGCCCAAGCCUGAGGAGAAGGUCGACGACAUCGUCCCGAUCAAGAAGACCGUCUCUUUCUCGGACGAUACCAAGCCGCCAUCCGAGCCUCAGGUUUCCAGAAACGCCCAGCGUGUCGAGGAGAUUAUGAGGACGGCCAAGGAGCAGGAAGAGAUCAGUCGUCAAGCACCUGUCAUUCCCGAAGACGAGUCUGAGGAGGAUGCCUUCCUCCGUCGCGAGAUGCUCAAGUACGGGAUGGAAGAGGUCGGAGCCGUCGUUGCCGAGCUCGAUCUUGAAGAGGGCUCUGGCGAUGACGAAGACUGGGAGUUCGAGUACUCCGACUUGGACGAGGACGAGGAAGAGGACAAGUACGGCCGGUCUACCAGCAGCGUUCUCGACGACGGCUACCACCAGCGCAUGCUCGAGCUCGAGAAGCGUCUCGGCGUCAAGUCUCGCUUCACCGAACAGGGUGAGGCUGCGGCCGACGACUCGGACUCAGACAACGAUCAACAAGGCAUUGGCCGUAUCGUCAUCAACCGAAGUGAGCAGGCCAAGGCGGUUGAGGCUUCCAAACCGUCGCCUGCUCCUGUCGCCUCCAGCCUCCGGACUUCCUCUCCAACUGAGUCUGCCGAUGGCAAGAAGAGUGUCCGUUUCGCCCAGAAUCUCGACAUUGCCUCCGAGACGCCGGCGGUCCCGGCUUCCGCACCAAUCGUUGCCGCUGAGCCCUUUGUCGAGCCUCUCAGCGACAUUGUCGAACGCUCCGGCCCCGCGAAGCAAGCGGAAACCAAGUCAACCCGCAAAACCUCACGCUUCAAGAAGGCCAGAGCCGCUCCGACUGUCGUCGGCGACGACGCUGUCCCCAAGGGCCCGAUGGAUGUUCCUGUCCGCUUCCUCGACGAAGACAGGCCAACGGCGCCCACUGGUCCCGAGGGUCAGACCCUCGCCGAUUCGAUUGUCGAGAAGCAGACGAAGCCAGUCGAGGCUGAUCCCUUCGGCGAUGAGUUCAUCGACCAAGACGUCGCUGACGAGUACCACCGCCAGCGCAGGAACUUCAUCCAGAAGCAAGGCGGCUUCCUGCAAGAGGAUGAGUCCGUGGUCCGGCCGCUUGAUGAGGCCGACGGUGGCAAACGCAUCAGCAAGUUCAAAGCUGCUCGCCUUUCCAAGCAGUGA